GCCAUCCCGGACAUUAAGAGCCCACAUGCAUGAAUCAACGAACAUGGCGAGUCAUGGGGCGGGGCUUUUGCAGGGAGCAUGCUAAGUUGGCACCGGCAAUCGGACAGGUCAAAACUGAGAUAUUUGGGACAUCCGAGUGGAAAAGGGAAAUAGCACUGGCCUUUUAGGUUAUUAGGAACGUUGCAACAUACGAGCUUUCAUGCUAAGAGAUAUUUCAAAAUGUCUCGAGCUGUCGAUAAGCUUCCCGCUCCCGCAGAGGCGCGUUCGAUAAAAGUCAUUGGACUUGGUCCUAGCCGUACCGGAACUCUUGGACUAUGGCAGGCCUUGAAGACGCUUGGUUACACCCCGUUCCACAUCUCAGAAUUGCUGCCUUACGGGUUUCAGCAGAUGAGAGCCCUUCAAGAAGCCAUCAUUGCCAAUGACACCGACAAGCCCUUUGGCCGCAAAGAGUUCGACAAGCUCUUUGCAGGAUACGAUUGCAUUGUCGAAAGUCCAUGCUACCUAUGUCCCAACAUCAUCAAAACAUACCUGGAAGAUCCGGAUGUUAAGUUUAUCCUGACAGAGCGCACCCCAGAGUCUUGGGCCAAGUCCAUUGCCGGAUCCCUUGGGGCCUACCACACAAAGCUUGCAAAACCGCCUUUGUCGGUCGCAAGGUACUUUGACAGUUUCAUCUGGGAACUCACAGCACUUUUCAGAGCUAUGACUCACAGAUGGUCUGGUGGACUGGAGCCGAGUGAACCUGGCUUCGAGGAUGCGCUAGCAAAGAGUUACGUUCAUUACAUGGAAAGUGUCAAGACGCUUGUUCCUCCUGAACGCCUGUUGAUCCUGAACCUGGAAAAUGGCUUUGGCUGGGAGGAAAUUUGCACGUUCUUGAAACUAGAUGUGCCCGAUGAACCUUAUCCGCGCAUCAACGCCAUGGCUGACUUCCAUGUCGCUGCAGAGAUAGUUGUGUCGCCAGCGAUUAAGAAGACAAUCCGUAUUCUCACUUCGUCCGCGGUUGCCAUCACUGCAAUUGGUGUCUGGUAUUGGCAACGGAGAAGGUAAAUUCCAGACAAACGCUCAUGUAAAAAUCAUUUUCUACGUAGUGUGUAUGAGAUAAGAAGCUGUCAACGGGUAUUGGUGGGUAACAAUGGUCC
Messenger RNA from Colletotrichum navitas, 1136 nucleotides. RefSeq lists its product as uncharacterized. The record is from RefSeq and is a predicted model, not a curated record. Lineage: Eukaryota; Fungi; Ascomycota; Sordariomycetes; Glomerellales; Glomerellaceae. The transcript has 4 exons. Bases 220 to 1044 code for a protein of 274 amino acids.